AUGGAUACUGAAAGUUCUACAAAUUCAUGUGCAUCUUCAGCGGCGAUUUCUUCUCCAUCGAAAUCUACUGCAGACAUACUGUACCCUGCAGAGGGUGGAAUUAUAGCUGCGGCAAAUAGUUGGAUUACUUUGGAUACCUUCGAAAAUUACAAAAAAUUGGAUGCUGGUCCUGUAAAAAUCGAAUUUCAAAACUCGCAAUUUCUAGUUUUUGAUAUUAAUGUAGCUCGACACAUGCUGCAAGAAUUUCGCAUUACUGCUGAAGCAUUUGGAACUUCUAGUGAAUCUCGGGCUAGUAUUCGUAAAUGUGGAGCUCCGUUCGUUCUCAUGCCAGAACAAGUAGUUGGUAAACAUCGUGGUGUAUAUUUAACUUUGUUAUUAUUCAUCAUAUUGUCUUUUGGGCUUGCAAUGGUUGUACGAUUGAAAAGUAACCUGGAAGGUAUUUCUAACGAAGUGAAGAACAUCGAAUUACCGAAUUUCAAAUCAUCGCUUAAUGAUGAGGAGGAUUUGAGAAAGAGGGCAGAAAUAAUAGCAAAAGGUCGAAAAAUUAAAAGACUGAAACGUGAAGGAUUAAUUAAAAUAAAUCAUAUAUUUCGGGUUCGACGCCGUGAUGUUGACAGUGUGGAAGUCACUGCUUCAGAGGUAGACGAAACAUUGAAAGAACUUUCGAAGAUUCGUGAAUCCUGUCCGCCAAAGGAUAUUUGGUACUUUCCGUUAUGUGAUGCCAGAGAUGAUGCUUAUGAAAAAAUUGAAAGACCACCUUUUCCCAGAAGUUUGAAUUUUCGGCUUCGAUUGAACACAUUUCGUGAGUUGUGGCGUAGAGGCUAUUAUUUAACUUGUGGUUUGAAAUUCGGAUGUGAUUUUCUUGUGUAUGAAGCUGUUCCAGGUAAGGAGCAUGCAAAAUGGUUAGUGAAGUGUGUUGAUUCUCAAGAUUCUUUAUCAUCACUAGAUCUCAUAGCACUAUCUAGGCUUUCUUCUCAAGCUGAGGGUUUUUUAUCGUUAAUGUGUUUGGCUCUUUUACAGCUGUUCUACUCGUUUUUUAAAUCACUCGUUGGGAAGGAUGUUGUUGUGGAAUUAAAAAAUGACUUAAGCAUUUGCGGCACUCUACAUUCCGUGGAUCAGUAUUUGAACAUGAAACUAACAGAUAUCUCAGUGACAGAUUCGGAGAGGCACCCGCACAUGCUUUCUGUUAAAAACUGUUUUGUCCGUGGAUCAGUUGUACGUUACGUACAAUUACCUUCUGAUCAAGUUGAUACACAACUUCUGCAAGAUGCAAGUCGAAAAGAAAUAAUGCAAGCUAAAAGAAGUGCUAAUGCAUGA
Messenger RNA from Thelazia callipaeda (thelaziosis nematode), 1317 nucleotides. The record is from the annotation of a GenBank genome assembly. Lineage: Eukaryota; Metazoa; Nematoda; Chromadorea; Rhabditida; Thelaziidae.